This is a messenger RNA of Bemisia tabaci, 6406 nucleotides long. Lineage: Eukaryota; Metazoa; Arthropoda; Insecta; Hemiptera; Aleyrodidae. The record is from RefSeq and is a predicted model, not a curated record.
ACCUCUCUUGUGCACACAGCAGAGACAGUUCGCCUGAAAUACUUUCUGAAAUUAUUCAUUCAAAUGCGUAAACCAGUUAUGCUAGUCGGCCCAGGUGGAUCUGGAAAAUCCAUUAUUGUCAAUGAAAAGCUGAGCAGUCUCAGUGAAAAUUUUGCCCAUUUAAAUGUUCCUCUAAACUUUUACACUACAUCUGAAAUGUUGCAGAAAGUCCUUGAGAAAUCUUUGGAGAAGAAAGCUGGCCGCAAUUACGGACCACCCGGAAACAAAUUCAUGAUAUAUUUUGUAGAUGAUCUCAAUAUGCCUGCGGUUGAUCGCCAUGGCACUGUUCAACCUCACACUUUAAUUAGACAGUGGAUGAACUACCAGCAUUGGUAUGACAGAAGCAAAUUGACUUUGAAAGAUAUUCACAAUAUACUAUUCUUUGCAUGCAUGAACCCAACUGCUGGCAGUUUUACGAUCGAUCCACGAUUACAACGACACUUCUUUGUUUUCGCCACCAGCUUUCCGAGUUCGGAAUGUUUACACCACAUAUACUCGUCUAUUUUAAAGCAACAUAUGAAUAGUCAUCAUCAGAAAUUUCCGCUCUCAGUGAUUCGUCAUGGGGAUUUGAUCGUUCAACUUGCGCUCACGAUGCAUGCUAAAAUGUCUCAAACAUUUUUACCCACCGCAAUAAAAUUCCAUUACUCUUUCAACCUAAGAGAUUUAACAAAUGUCUUCCAGGGAAUUAUGUUUGCUAAUGGAGAUUGUGUUCCAACUCCCGGAAGAUUUGUCCGGCUGUGGAUGCAUGAGACUUGCCGAGUCUAUGGUGAUAAGUUGGUUGAUUUGAAGGAUCAGGAUACGUUCAACAAACUUUUAAUUGAAAAUAUCAAAAAAGUAUUCCAGGAGCUACCAGAAUCAGAGUACAUGGAGAAACCACUGAUUUACUGUCAUUUUGUGGAAGGACUGGGUGAUCCAAAAUAUAUGCCAGUAACAAAGUGGAGUUUGCUAUCAAAGCUCCUGUCUGAUGCUAUGAACCAGUAUAAUGAUCUAGUAUCAGCUAUGAAUCUAGUAUUAUUUGAAGAUGCCAUGAGUCAUAUUUGCAGGAUAAAUCGCAUAAUGGAGUCUCCCAGAGGCAAUGUAUUACUGGUCGGCGUGGGAGGAAGUGGAAAACAGUCCCUUGCCCGGUUAUCAGCCUUUAUCUCUGGUCUCGAACCAUUUCAGAUUCAACUAAAAAAGGGCUAUGGUGUCAACGAUAUGAAAUUCGAUCUAGCUAACCUGUACCUCAAAACUGGUUUAAAAAAUAUUGGUAUUAUGCUGCUAAUGACUGACUCGCAAAUAAUCGACGAAAAAUUCUUGGUUCUAAUAAAUGAUAUGCUCGCAUCCGGUGAGAUACUAGACUUAUUCACAGAUGAGGAAGUUGAUCAUAUCAUCAAUGCAAUCAAACCUGAGGUGAAAGGAGCUGGUUUGAUGGACACGCGCGAAAUUUGCUGGAAAUUCUUUGUUGAUAGAGUACGAAAAUUAUUGAAAAUCAUCCUGUGUUUUUCGCCUGUGGGACCAAGUUUUCGAAUUAGAGCUCGUCGGUUCCCUGCAAUCAUUAAUUGUACAUCCAUAAAUUGGUUCUACGAGUGGCCACAAGAAGCACUUGAAUCUGUUUCUAAACGAUUCCUUGGUGAAGUUGAGGAACUACCGGAAAAUCUUGUUGGAUCAGCAUCUUCCUUUAUGGCUUUUGUUCAUACCUCUGUUAAUAAGGUAUCCACUUCAUAUUUCCAAAAUGAAAGACGAUUUAACUACACUACCCCCAAAUCUUUCCUAGAGCAAAUAUUACUUUAUCGUAAAUUGUUGAAAAGUACCACCGUCAAAAUUUCGAGCGGAAUUCAUCGAUUUCAAACUGGGUUACAAAAAUUGCUAAACUGUGCUCAACAGGUGGAUGGGUUGCAGAAAGAAUUAGCUGUGAAAGAAGUUGAGUUGACAGAGAAAAACGCCAGAGCUGAGGAGUUGAUAAAAGUCGUGGGAAAAGAACAGCUGAAAGUGGCCGAUGAAAAACAGUUUGUCGCUGAGGAAGAACGAAAGGUCCGUAUAAUUGAAGAGGAUGUUUCCAUGAAGCAACGAUGCUGUGAGGAGGAUUUGGAUCGGGCUGAACCUGCUCUUGUUGCUGCACAGGCUGCCUUGGAUACACUAAAUAAAAAUAAUUUGACAGAACUGAAGUCAUUCGGUAGUCCACCUCCGGCAGUAGCAAAUGUUACCGCUGCUGUCAUGGUCUUAUUUGCUGCCAAAGGAAAAAUUCCAAAAGAUCGUAGCUGGAAAGCUUGCAAGUUAAUGAUGGCCAAACUCGAUGCAUUUCUUGAUGCACUCCUUCACUAUGACAAAGAAAAUAUUCAUCCUGAUGUUGUGAAAGGAAUUCAACCGUAUUUGAAAGACCCAGAAUUUGACCCGGAUGCUGUACGCUCCAAGUCUACAGCUGCUGCAGGUCUCUGUGCUUGGGUCAUCAACAUAAUGAAGUUUCAUGAUGUUUGGGUAGUUGUUGAACCAAAACGACGAGCUUUGGUCACGGCAAACUGUGAGUUAGCGGCAGCCCGCAAUAAAUUGGCAGAGCUGAAGCUUCGUAUAAGUGCUCUCGAGGCAAAAUUACAAGAUCUGACUAAUAAAUUUGAAACUGCGGUGAAUGAAAAGCUUGUUUGCCAAGCCCAGGCUGAUGAAUGCUCAGAAAAAAUUGAUCUAGCCAACAGACUAGUGAAUGGACUUGCCUCUGAGAAUGUGAGGUGGCGAGAAAGCGUUACCACCUUUCAGAAAAACGCAUUUACCUUACCUGGAGACAUCCUGUUGGUAACAGCAUUUAUAUCUUACGUUGGAUGUUUCACUCGAGCAUACCGGGAGAAAUUAUUAAAGAGUCACUGGCUUCCCUUCCUGAAAAAGUUGAAGCCGGAAAUACCCUUGACACCUUUUGUUGAACCUUUGAACAUUUUAGCAGACUCGGCAAUGAUAGCCUCCUGGAAUAAUGAAGGUCUUCCCAAUGAUCGAAUGUCUGCAGAAAAUGCCGUCAUCGUAAUAAACUCUGAAAAGUGGCCGCUAUUGAUCGAUCCUCAGCUUCAAGGUAUAAAAUGGAUAAAAAAUAAGUAUGGUGAUCAUUUGAACGUGGUUCGUCUUGGUCAAGAUCAAACAAUGGACAUCUUAGAGGAAUGUCUACGUGAUGGGCGACCUCUAUUGAUUGAAAACAUCGGAGAAAGCCUUGACCCCAUUUUAUCCAAUCUAAUAGCUCGGAAUUUAAUUCACAGAGGAAAAGCAGUCAAAGUGGGUGAAAAAGAAAUGAUAUUCAACCCAAAGUUCCGCCUCAUUCUGCAAACCAAACUGGCAAAUCCUCAUUAUAAACCGGAAUUGCAAGCACAAACCACGUUGAUAAAUUUCACUGUUACUCACAAAGGAUUAGAAGAACAACUACUCGCGGAGGUAGUAAAAGCAGAACGCCCUGACCUUGAGGAAUUGAAAUCAAGCUUGACAAAACAGCAGAACAACUUCAAAAUCGCACUGAAGCAGCUAGAGGAUGAAUUACUCCUACGACUAUCUUCGGCUGGAGGUGAAGUUUUAAGCGACAAAAAUCUUGUCCUAAAUCUUGAACAAUCCAAAUUGAUGGCGAAAGAUAUUGAAGAACAAGUGGUCGAAGCCAAACUGACCGCUGCUGAGAUUGACAAGGCAAGAGAAAAAUAUAGGACUGCCGCCACUCGAGCAUCUAUUAUCUACUUCAUCAUGAGUGAUCUGUACAAGAUUAAUCCAAUUUAUCAAUUUUCUCUCAAAGCAUUCAGCAUUGUUUUUCAAAAGGCGAUUGUAUCUGCAGAGCCAUCGGUUGACAUCCAUGAAAGAGUAAGGAAUCUGGUAGACAACAUUACUUUCAUGAUCUUUAUGUACACAAGUCGUGGACUGUUUGAGAGUGAUAAGCUAAUUUUUUUGGCCCAGAUGGCAAUUCAGAUCCUGGCCAUUGCCAAUGAAAUAAAAGCUGAAGAAUUGGACUUUGUUCUUCGUUUUCCCUACGUAACUGGAUUAACCAGCCCUGUAGAUUUCUUAACCAGCCAGUUAUGGGGUGGCAUUAAGGCUCUUGCAAUGAUGGAUGAUUUCAGAGGAUUGGACAAAGAUAUUGAAGGAGCUGCUAAGAGAUGGAAAAAAUUUGUGGAAGGGGAAUGUCCUGAACGCGAUAAAUUGCCUCAAGAGUGGAAAGCAAAAACAGCCCUACAAAGACUCUGCAUUAUGCGCUCACUAAGACCGGAUAGAAUGACUUAUGCUGUUCAGUGUUUUAUUGAAGAAAAACUUGGGGCAAAAUUUGUGGAGGCUCGAAGUAUCGAAUUCGAAAAAUCCUUUCAAGAAGCUGGUGCAACCAUUCCGAUCUUUUUUAUCUUAUCUGCAGGUGUUGAUCCAACCAGAGAUGUGGAGCGCGUUGGCAAAAAAAUGGGGUUUACAGCAGAUGAACGGAACCUGCAUAACGUCUCUCUUGGUCAAGGUCAAGAAAGCAUUGCAGAAGAGGCUCUUGAAUUUUCCGCAAAAAAUGGGCACUGGCUAAUACUUCAGAAUGUUCAUCUAGUCAAAAAUUGGUUGCCAACUUUGGAUAAGAAAAUGGAGAAGUCGUUUGAGAACCCUCAUCCUAAUUACCGUUUAUUCAUUAGUGCUGAGCCUUCUCCGGAUCCAGAGUUUCAUGUAGUUCCACAAGGAAUCCUUGAGUCCUCCAUAAAGAUAACCAACGAGCCUCCCACUGGAAUGUUGGCCAAUUUACAUAAGGCUUUGGAUAAUUUCAACCAGAAUUCAUUAGAAAUGUGUUCAAAGGAGGGAGAAUUUAAAGCCAUCUUGUUUUCAUUGUGUUAUUUCCACGCUUGCAUCGCAGAGAGAAACAAAUUUGGUCCACAAGGAUGGAAUCGGAGCUAUCCUUUUAAUGUUGGAGAUUUGACGAUUAGUGUUCAUGUUUUAUUUAACUACCUUGAGGCCAACUCGAAAGUUCCAUGGGAAGAUCUACGAUAUUUAUUUGGAGAAAUCAUGUAUGGAGGUCACAUAACUGAUGAUUGGGAUAGAAGGCUGUGUCGAACAUAUUUGGAAGAAUUUAUGUCAUCUGAUCUGAUGGACGGUGACAAAUAUUAUGCCCCUGGUUUUCCUGCUCCGCCCAACAGUGAUUACUUGGGAUACCACAAUUACAUUGAUGACAUGCUGCCACAAGAAAGUCCUACCCUAUACGGAAUGCAUCCAAAUGCUGAAAUAGGAUUUCUUACAACAAAGGCAGAGCAUUUGUUCAAAACACUUCUUGAACUACAGCCGCGGGAGUCCACGACCUCUGUCACAGGAACAAUUUCACGCGAAGACAAGGUGAGACAAGUUUUAGAUGAAAUCCUCGACAAAGUUCCAGAUGAAUUCAAUAUACCUGAUAUGAUAAGUAAAAUUGAAGAUAAAACACCAUUCACUGUGGUGGCAGUGCAAGAAUGUGAGCGAAUGAACCUUCUGAUGCGAGAGAUACGCCGGUCUUUGAAAGAAUUGAGCCUUGGCCUUAAGGGUGAACUUUCCAUAACAGGCGACAUGGAAAAUCUUGAAAAUGCUCUUUUUUUCGAUCUAGUUCCCUCAGAAUGGGUGAAACUUGCCUAUCCAUCCAUGCUGAAUCUUGGGUGCUGGUUCUCCGACCUUAUGAUUCGCUUGAAAGAAUUAGAGGCAUGGAUCAGCGAUUUCGGACUUCCUUCAACCAUUUGGCUCAGUGGCUUUUUUAAUCCUCAAUCAUUUCUGACUGCUGUAAUGCAAAGUGCUGCUCGGAAGAAUGAAUGGCCACUCGAUAAAAUGUGCCUCCAGUGUGAGGUAACCAAGAAAAUGAGAGAAGAUUUCUCUGCUCCUCCUCGGGAAGGCGCGUACAUAAGUGGCUUGUUUAUGGAAGGUGCUAGAUGGGAUGUUGCCUCAGGCAUGAUUGCAGAGUCAAAAUUGAAAGAACUGUUUCCUCAAAUGCCUGUAAUAUACGUCAAAGCAUUGAUCGAAGACAAGCAUGACCUGAUCAAUCUUUACGAGUGCCCAAUAUACAAAACACGGAUGAGAGGGCCGACUUACGUUUGGACCUUCAAUUUGAGGACACGUGAAAAGCCAGCAAAAUGGAUCGUAGCUGGAGUUGCCCUUCUACUUUCAGUGUAGUCCUUCAUUGUUUACAUAUCAUUUGCCGCGUAGCGGCCAGGGGCCGGGGCCUCCUACUUAAUUUCUCAAUUUGCGAAUAACACGUGGCUAGAAAAAUGUGCAUGCAGGCCCGCCACAUUCCAUCUCGGGCCCUGGUACCAGUUGUAAGGCCCAGGCCCCCAGCACGGAGGCGGGGGGGGGGUGUCCAAGGGGCCUUCCUCGGGAAAUUUUUGAAAUUUUAAAUCUAUUUGGACGCAUUUUGAAGCUUCAAUGACGAAGAUUCUCCAUCAGUUUCUGCAGAAUAAUUACG